This is a messenger RNA of Hylaeus anthracinus, 965 nucleotides long. RefSeq names its product mediator of RNA polymerase II transcription subunit 22-like. The record is from RefSeq and is a predicted model, not a curated record. Gene Ontology annotation, molecular function: transcription coregulator activity. Lineage: Eukaryota; Metazoa; Arthropoda; Insecta; Hymenoptera; Colletidae. Gene Ontology annotation, cellular component: mediator complex. Gene Ontology annotation, biological process: regulation of transcription by RNA polymerase II. The transcript has 2 exons. The coding region runs from base 408 to 830 and encodes 140 amino acids.
UCCAGGCUUAUAGGGUUUAAUAAAUAAUACUUUGUUUAUUGGAUUAAUAAUCGUUUAUAAAGUUUAAAUAAUACACGGCAUAAAUCUCUGUCUUCAUAUGUAUUAGAGAUAGAAAAGAAAACUAGUCUAAAACAUUGAGGAAUGUAUUCUAUAUGAGUAAGUAGAAUGUGGCCACUGUUGAAUAAUUUUUGCUUCGUCGCUGUUUUAGGAAGCUUUUCUAAAAGCUUUUGUCUAAUAAAGGACGCAAGACCUGCCAGGACUUGUAUUUCAUUCUCUAUAUAGUACAUAGAUUCGUCAGACAAAAAGGUGCUUCGAAUGUUUAGAUUACUCUGUGUCUCGAUAGUGUCCAAGUUUUCGUAGCUACCGGUACAUUUUUAUGAAGGAACUGUGCUUAAUUAUACGAGAUAAUGGCAGCACAACGAGCAUUGCCUCAAAGCAAAGAAGCUUUAUUAAAGUCUUACACGACGAGAUUAAAAGACGACGUGAAGUCGAUGCUGGAAAAUUUCGAAGAAAUCAUCAAGCUUGCCAAAGGAGAAAACGAUUCCCAAUUAUCUCGGAUGACACAAUGCGAACAAGACACGUAUGAAAUGCACGUCAGAGCAGCCAAUAUUGUGCGCGCUGGAGAAUCCCUAAUGAAACUUGUCUCCGAUAUAAAGCAAUACCUCAUACUGAACGAUUUUCCCUCUGUAAAUGAAGCCAUAGCACAAAACAGUAAAUUGUUCAGGACAAAGCAAGCGGAAUGCGAUCAGAAACUGGCAUCCUUGAGGGACGACAUGGCUGCCGAUCUGUACGAUUUGGAAGAGGAAUAUUAUACGUCUAUAUACAAAUAAUGUAAACUUUAUCUUCUCGGGGGAUAUAUAAUUGUGUACUUGUCCUAUGGACCAUACCUUGAACUGAAAUGUGAUUUAUUUGUUUGGUAAUACUGUAUAUAUUUAUUUAAAUAAAUAAGAAUAAUUUUGAUAGUA